AUGCAAAAAGUAUAUCUCCCACCUAAAUACUCCUAACGACCAAAGUUUCAUUAAACUAUAAUUGAAACUAGCACUAAGCUUAAUCAGAGGAAGCAAACAGUUAAUGUACAAAAUACUAAUAUUUAGCAUGAUUAAGAUUACAUAAAAUCAGAUAGAUCACUAAAGCAAAUAUAUAGCUAAUCUCAAAAUCUGGAUGAUGAGAUUAGUGAGAGUUAAUCAGUUUCUUACAGCUAAAGUGAAGUAGAAAUUGUUAGAGCAGCACUUGAUGAAACUGAGAGCUCCACCAGAACUAAUAAAAAUUUAUAGAAUGAUGUUCCCGAAGUUAAAAAUGUUGUUAUAGGGAUUAAUAGACAAGCAAAUAUGACUCCAUCUUUGAAUAGUUCUACAUCUCAGUAAAGUAGAAGGUACAGCUCUAACACUUCAUCUAUUGUUACUAACGUGCCUUAAGAUAAAUCUUAAAAUUCUAACAAUUCAAGUGAGAAUAGCCGUAUGAAGUUUUAAUCAUUUCAAGUACUUAAUCCUCAGAGUGCAACUUUCAGAGCAUAUUACGCGUAAGUUAAAUAAAAGUUAAAGAAUUGUACAACUAAUUCAGCUUUGCUCUCUGGAAGAUAACCACUACGAAAAAUAAAGGAUUUGAAGUCAUUUAAAAACACCACUUUAUCUCGUAGUUAAAAUGAAUCUAUGUUGAUUUAGAUAAGACAAACUCGAGCAGCUACCUAGCUAAAAGAUUCUUUGACUGGAAUAUUCAGAGUGUAAUACAGAUUUUUCUUUGACAGCUAUAAGUAGAGUCUUAAAGAAAAAGAAAUUAUAGAAAUGUUCACUAUUUGGCAUAACCAUUAGUAGCAAUAAAUAAUGGAAAUAGAAAAACAGCAAUAUAUGCAGCAGCAGAUAGGGGAUAUCUCUUAGAUCAGUGAUAUAUAUACAAGAAAAAUGAGUGUGAAUCCAUUAUCAGAUAAAGAUCCAUUCAACUCUAGAAGAUUUUCCCAAUAACAGAACCCAUAAAGUGAGAGUUUUUCAAACAAAAAAGACAUGAGUAAUAUGAAUAAUAACAAUCUACUCCAUCAGUCUUUCUCUUAAAACUAACUUUAAAGCUUCAGUCAAUCUAAUAACACUCAGUAUCUAAAUGAACUUUAGCAAUAACAGCAAUAAAUGUAUUUGGAGACAUUUAGACAGAGAAAUCAAAAUAGUAGAUAAGAUUAAUAAAUGUAAACAAUUCAUAGGGAAUAUUUAAAUUCAUAAAUAACUCCUCAACAGUGGUCAUAGAAAGGGAAUUUGCCAUAGCAGUAAAGCUAGUAUUUCGUUAGUAAUAAUAACAAUAAUGAUAAUGUAUUCCAAAGGUAAACUCCUUAUCUUUAGUCUAAUCCUACUAAUAAAAAUCAUCACAAUUCUUCUUCAGAUAAUAAAAUAGAUGCGAGCAUGAUAGAUCAAAUUACCAAAAAGAUAAAAAAAGAUAUUAUGAAAACUUUGCAAAGCAAAGGAAUUUUAGGUAGCAAAGGAACAUAGAUUAAUUAUGGUAGAGGUUAAGCAUGCAGGUAUCAAUGCCAUCAAUAAUAAUCGCUUUAAGAGUCAUUUUUAACUGAUGAGAAUUCAUCAUUUCUUAGUGAUUCAUAGCAAAAGCAUCAUUAGAUUUAAAAAGUAUAACACUCUAAUAUUUAGCAUUCUAGAGUGAGACUUUAAGAUAUUACCAAUAUUGUUUAAAAUCAUAAAAAAGGUAAAAAUUAAAACAUUUAGUAGUACGAAAAGUAAUUCAAUACUACUUCCAAUAAGGAGGUAUUAUCUCCUAAACUACUUGAAAAAAUCAAGCAACUUCUUCCAUCACCACCUCAAACUAUAAAAUAAAACUAAUGUAAUAACAACAUUAAGAGAAGUGCAUGCAUUUAAACUGAGCUUAAUUAGAAUAAUGAAACUCAAAAAUGGGCAAUUUAAGGUAACAAUUAAACCUAGAAGGUAAUUUAAUAGGAGGCUCAAAAUUACUAAAAUCUAUAAGCUCAAUAAAAAUAAUUUUUGAAGGCAGUUAAGUCUUAAAAGCUUCUAAAUGAACAAAGAUAAAUGAUGACUUUAACUAAGAGCAACUUGGAUAUUCUUGAGACAUGUGGAACUGCCACUUUUAGAGAUAUGAGAGAUGACAAAGUACACCAGCAAUCUUCAAGAUAUUUGAUCUAAGAUUCAAGUUAAAAGACAUUGAAUCAGAGUAAGAUAGAUUCUUAAAGAAGAAGAACAAUGGCAGAUGAUAAUCAAAAUGGAAAAAGCAGCAGAUUGAAUCAAAAUAACUACCUUGUAAAUGGAAGUGAAUCAAACAUUGAUAUCAAUAACUAUAUCCAAACUCAGAGAAGUGCAUUCGCUUAAGCUCUAAGUGAUUAUUAAGAGCAGUCAAUUGUUACUGCAAAGCAGAGCUCUAGUUAGUAAUCAAAUAAUCAUCAAAAAUCUUUCACUAAGCAUUAAAACUACAUUGUGGCUAAUUAGAUAUCUUAAAAUAUAUCUCCUACAAAGGACAACUUGACAAGUCUAGAUAUCACAACUAAUGCUCAGAAAGAUUAUACUUGCUUGGAGGAUCCUGCAGCUGAUUUAUCAUUGGUUAUGUAUAAUACAGGCACAAUGUAAGAAUUUUAAAAGACUGAGGAGCAAAAUGAUGAAGACUUAAGUAACCCUGAUGAAAAUAUAAAUGAAAUGGUUUUAAAUCAGGAGUAGCUUAGGACUUUGACAAUGUUUGAAACUGGAUUUAAGACUUUCUUUCCAGUUAAUUCAGAUCAUUCUCAUGAUCCAAGGAACAAUCAAAACUAAAAUGCAAAUUAAAAAAGACAGAAUUAGAAGGAGUUUACUAUUAAAGAGUGCUAAGAUUAGUCAAUAAAUUUCAACAGUAAUAACAAUGGCAUGGUUACUGCUACCGUAUCAAGAUACUUCAAUGAUGACUGUGAUGAUAUAAGCGAAAUUUAAGCUAGUUCAAAUAACAAAUUCUUGAGAGGUUAGUUCCAAUUUUUUAAGAGAAAUUCAAUAGAAGAGGCAACUUAUUGUAAUUCCCAGCAUAACAUAUCAAAUUUGACUUAGAAUUUGCCUUAGCAUAAUGAAAUUAAGCUUAGAAUAAACAAAAACUAGAAUUCAUUAAAAGAUAGACAUCACUCAAAGAAAAAGUCACUUAUAAAAGGUUAAAAUGAAGAAUGCAGCUUUGAGUAUUCAAAAGCCGAGGAUAUGCAAUCUUCAUAGAUACUUAACGAGAGUUCUUUCGACCAGUUUAUUUCUGAUAUGAGCAUUAAGAAAAGACACUAGGACCAUCAAUCAAUGAUUAUACUCUAAAAUAGAUAGUGUCAUGAUCAACAAUAAAAAAUACUGCAAAUUGAUUAGGACCAAGAUUAGUAAAACCAGAAUAAUUUCUACAACAGUACUAGAGUCAAUUUAGUACCUAAGCUUGCUCUUGAUAAAUUAGAAUAGCAAUAUGACGAGAGAAGAGAUAAGGCCAAGUAAGCCCUUAAAAAUAUAGUAUUAAAUUCUAUUGGAUUAUGA
This is a messenger RNA of Stylonychia lemnae, 3498 nucleotides long. Lineage: Eukaryota; Ciliophora; Spirotrichea; Sporadotrichida; Oxytrichidae. The record is from the annotation of a GenBank genome assembly.